Cucurbita pepo subsp. pepo (vegetable marrow) is the source of this 1790-nucleotide messenger RNA. Its product is annotated as tetrahydroberberine oxidase-like. Gene Ontology annotation, molecular function: FAD binding; oxidoreductase activity. Lineage: Eukaryota; Viridiplantae; Streptophyta; Magnoliopsida; Cucurbitales; Cucurbitaceae. The record is from RefSeq and is a predicted model, not a curated record.
AAGCUUUCAAGCACAAAAACCUCCAACCUAGCCAUGAAAUCUUCUCCAUUAACCCUUCUUUCACUUACCUUCAUUGUUCUAUGUUCAUCUUCCUUAUGGGCUGCACCUUCUUCCAACCAAAACAAGGACUUUAUUCAAUGUCUUCUCCAUCAUUCUCCAGACACUCACUCCAUAACCAAGCUUGUUUACACUCCCAUCAACGCCUCAUAUUCAUCUCUCUUGAAUUUCUCCAUUAAAAACCUUAGAUUUUCAACGCCCAAAACCCCAAAGCCACUUGCAAUCAUAACCCCAUCAAACAUUCCCCACAUUCAAGCAGCCAUCAUAUGCUCCAAAUCCCAUGGCCUUCAAAUCCGUAUUCGAAGUGGCGGUCAUGACCUCGAGGGGCUUUCUUUUGUCGCCCAUGUCCCUUUCAUCGUCGUCGAUUUGAUUAAUUUGAGCUCGGUCGAGGUCGAUGUCGAGAAAAAUACUGCAUGGGUUCAGUCCGGGGCGAGUCUUGGUGAACUUUACUAUAGAAUUGCGGAGAAAAGUCGGACGUUGGCGUUUCCGGCAGGGCUUUGUCCGACGGUUGGUGUUGGUGGGCAGUUUAGUGGCGGUGGGUAUGGGAUGUUGAUGAGGAAAUAUGGACUUGCGGCGGAUAAUGUGGUGGAUGCUUACUUGGUUGAUGGUAAUGGGGAGUUUUUUGAUAGAGAGAGGAUGGGGGAGGAGUUGUUUUGGGGUAUUAGAGGCGGCGGUGGAGGGAGCUUUGGGGUUGUUGUGGCGUGGAAGGUGAAGCUGGUUCCGGUUCCGGCGACUGUAACGGUUUGUGCAACUAGCAAGAGUUUGGUGGAUGGUGCAAUUAACCUCAUUGAUAAGUGGCAAUAUGUGGCUGACAAAUUGGAUGAAAAUUUAUUCCUUGGCAUCAUUUUGGCUGGAGGAGGCAAAACAAACCCAUUAGCUAUAUUCUUCUCCUUGUUUCUCGGAAAGGCAGACGAGCUCGUGACAAUACUAAACAACGCGUUUCCCGAACUGGGUUUAUCAAAAGAAAACUGCAUAGAAACGAGCUGGAUAGAAGCAGCCCUUAUAGCAGCCAACGGGUUCCAAACAGGCGAGGUCUUAGAAGCCCUGCUCAAUAGAUCAGCCCUGAUACCACCAAUCAACAGCGGCAGAAGCAAAACCAAAUCCGACUAUGUCAAGCAGCCCAUGACUAGAACAGCAAUCGAGGGCAUGUGGAACAGAUCAAAAUCUCAGGAAAUAGAAAGGGCAAGCCUUGUAUUCAUCCCAUAUGGAGGAAAAAUGAGUGAAAUUUCAGACUCAGAAAUUCCCUUCCCACAUAGAGCUGGAAAUCGAUACGAGAUCGAUUACAUUGUCGGGUGGGACGAGCAAGGCGUGGAAGCAGAGAAAAGACACUUGAAUUGGAUGCGAGAGCUUUACAGCUACAUGGCUCCUUUUGUGUCGAAUUCGCCAAGGGCUGCAUAUGUCAAUUGUAGAGACCUUGACAUUGGAUCAAACGACAUGUAUGGACGAACAAGCUACGAGCGAGCACGAGUUUGGGGUUUGAAGUAUUUUGGCAACAAUUUUGAUAGGUUGGUGCAUGUCAAGACUAAAGUGGAUCCUUAUGAUUUCUUUAGGCAUGAACAAAGCAUACCCACUCUUUCCCCCACUCAAGAAUUUAGCAAAAUAGUUGAACAAUGUGAUGUUUUGUUUUACAUUUAUUCUAAACUAUGCCCCCAACGACCGCUAGGCUAAAUGGGUCGAUGAAAGUGGAAAUAUUAUUAGAAAUAAAGCUAGAUUUGUAGCUCGAGAGGAAUGUA